AUGUUCGCUACAGCAACAGAAAGCCAAACAAUAACCCUUCAGGGCCAAAAUGGGCCGAUGGAUCUCGAUGGGCAGCCGACAAACUACAAUGACUUUCGUGAUCAGCUCAACCGAGACGGAUACGCAGUUAUCAAAGGCGCGAUUCCGCGUGAUCGAGCUGAUAAAUACGCGGAUGCUUUUUGGAGUUAUAUUGAAGAUUUUGGCCUCGGAUUCAAACGUGAUGAUCCUUCUACUGUCAAACGGGACAUGUUGCCCGUCAUCAAUGAAAAGGGGAUGAUACUCAACUAUGGGGUUACCCAUGAACAGUGGGUAUGGGAUAUUCGGGGCGAGCCUGGUGUUAUCGAUGCAUUUGCCAAGGUUUAUGCAGAUGAUGAUCUGAUUGUUUCGUUCGAUGUGGUCAAUGUUGGAUUUGCAAACCGCGAAGACCUUCCCGCAAACAAACCCUGGCCUCAUCAAGACCAAGACCCCUCCAAACCCGGCUUCCGUUGUCUCCAGGGCCUUGUAAAUCUGAACCCCUGCGGUCCCAAUGACGGCGGCCUUAUCGUCUGCAAGGGUGGACAUGUCUUGUCAGAACAAUUCCAUCGGGAAAUGGCCGAUGAGCCACGUAUUCCCGCCUGGACAUCUGAAUGGUAUGGCUUCACCGACAGAGGGAUGAAAUGGCUAUCCGAUCACGGCUUGAAGUGGGAAAAAGUAUGCGCCGAACCGGGGGAUUUGAUUGUUUGGGAUUCGAGGACGCCGCAUUAUAAUGUUCCGCCGACCAUGAAGCAAGAUCGGUUGGCGGUUUAUACGUGUUAUAUGCCUGUGAAGGAUGUUUCUCAGGAAGAUUUGAUAAGGAAGAAGGACGCCUUUGAAAAACGCCUGGGAACGACCCACUGGCCAAAUGCAAGACAUGUUGCGCCAAAUAAUGAUGCGAUGAGAGAUGGGAAGCUGUGUCCCAAGAAUCGUACUGGACCUGUGCAGGAUCCUGUCUUGAACGAGCGGACGUUUACGCUUACCGGUAUUCCUUAUAUUAAGGAGUCUGCUUAG
Talaromyces stipitatus ATCC 10500 is the source of this 1026-nucleotide messenger RNA. RefSeq lists its product as uncharacterized. The coding region runs from base 1 to 1026 and encodes 341 amino acids. The transcript has 4 exons. NCBI's taxonomy places the organism in Eukaryota, Fungi, Ascomycota, Eurotiomycetes, Eurotiales, Trichocomaceae. The record is from RefSeq and is a predicted model, not a curated record.